Spodoptera exigua (beet armyworm) is the source of this 1271-nucleotide messenger RNA. Lineage: Eukaryota; Metazoa; Arthropoda; Insecta; Lepidoptera; Noctuidae. The record is from the annotation of a GenBank genome assembly.
CACAGUAUACAGUAGUUUAGUGUCAAAUACAGCUGGAAUGUACUGUGCGGUGCACACGUUUUAAAAAAUCUCUCAUAUAUAUUUUGUAUGUCCACUUUUACUAAGUAUAACGAGAAGUGUAUAUAAAUUGUGUGUGUUAAAAGUGUUGAUCAGUGAACAUGUCGCAAUCACCAGCAGCUGUAGCUCCCAAAGAGCGCUACGUUCCGAACGCGCUUAAAUUCGCUUUCGGCGGCCUUGCCGGUAUGGCAGCAACAUGCGUUGUUCAGCCUCUGGACUUGAUCAAAACUCGGAUGCAACUGAGUGGAGGUAGUCGAACCUCUUUUGCUGUUGCCGGAGAGAUUGUAGCCCGAGAAGGGUUUGUGGCACUGUACACUGGACUGUCAGCGGGCUUGUUGAGGCAGGCAACUUACACAACAACUCGUCUUGGAGUCUACAACUAUCUAUUUGAUGCAUACAAAGAGAAAAACGCCGGUGCAGCACCAGGGUUCGGCACAAAAACCCUGCUCGGUGUAGCAGCGGGUUCAGUCGGUGCCUUCGUCGGUACUCCAGCUGAAGUUGCCCUCAUUCGUAUGACAGCCGAUGGAAGGUUACCCGUAGAACAGCGAAGAAACUACAAGAAUGUCGCCGAUGCCCUCAUAAGAAUAGUGAGAGAGGAAGGUGUUCUCAAGUUAUGGCGAGGCGCCACACCCACCGUCGGACGAGCCAUGGUGGUCAACGCAGCUCAACUCAGCACAUACUCUCAGGCCCGUGAAAUGUUCGUUGGCUAUGUUCCUGACGGCAUCACGCUACAUUUCUGUGCGUCCAUGGUGUCUGGUCUCAUCACCACCAUCGCAUCCAUGCCUGUGGACAUUAUCAAGACGAGGAUACAAAACGCAGCUAAAGGCCAAAGCCAGAUAGGAGUAGUGACCUCCUUACUCAAGAACGAAGGCGUACUCUCCCUCUGGAAGGGCUUCCUGCCAUACUACGCUCGGCUCGGCCCUCACACCGUACUGACCUUCAUAUUCCUUGAACAAUUCAACGCAGCAUACUUCAGAAUGACAUAAGUAAGUUAGGCUAAGAAAUAACCAGAAAGCGUCUAGGUAAGCGUUUAAUUUUGUAUAAUUAUUUGUGUGACAUACAGGGGCGGAUUCAACUUGGUGAGCGCCCUAGUAAAGGACUUUAUAGGCGCCCAUAAAAUGUGUGCCCUUUGAGCAAUCGUGCUAUUCGGCGCCCUUCCGCGACCUGGCGCUCUUCCGCGACCUGGCGCCCUUUCGCGACCUGGCGCCCUUCCG